Armigeres subalbatus is the source of this 1660-nucleotide messenger RNA. RefSeq names its product proton-coupled amino acid transporter-like protein CG1139. Gene Ontology annotation, molecular function: L-amino acid transmembrane transporter activity. Lineage: Eukaryota; Metazoa; Arthropoda; Insecta; Diptera; Culicidae. The coding region runs from base 338 to 1642 and encodes 434 amino acids. The transcript has 7 exons. Gene Ontology annotation, biological process: amino acid transmembrane transport. The record is from RefSeq and is a predicted model, not a curated record.
ACAAAUAGGCAGCAAAUCAAUGAUUGGUAUUUCACAGUUGAGUUGUACUUAAAUAUUAAAAAACGAGGCAUGCUCAUUUCGUCACUAUAACUGUAUGCGAAACUAAACGAAACUGUAAAUAUAAACCACAAAAACCCCGCCAGGUACGAAGCAACGUGCUGCCGAGAACAAAACCUUCAAUGUCUACCGCCGGUAAUGACUACGAAUAAGCUAUCCCAUUAGAGGCAAUAACUCCGGUCCAGACAAAAGCCGAUCGUCAGUUCGUAACGUAGCACAGAAUCAGAACGUUGUUGUGAAAAGCCGUGCUUAGAUUAGUUUUUAUCACAAUUUUAUUACAAUGUCAUCAGAAAGUUUAGAAAGAAACAACAGUGACGAAUAUGAUCCGUUCGAGAAUAGGAACAUCAAGAAACCAAAUUCAACGAUUGGCAGUUUUAUACACAUAAUCAAAGGAUCUCUCGGAACGGGUAUCAUGGCCAUGCCUCUUGCAUUCAGGAAUGGAGGUUUGAUAUUUGGAACAAUCGGAACCGUUGUGAUUUGCGUUCUCUAUGCUCACUUCAUACAUUUACUGGUUCGCACAUCGCAAAAAGCAUCGAAGCGAAGCCAAGUGCCGAUGCUGGGAUUCAGUGCAACAGCCAAAGACGUUCUCCGCAAUGGGCCUCCGAGUGUGCGAUUUUGCACGAACUAUGCAUCGGGCUUCAUCGACUCAAUGAUGGUGAUUGAUAGUUUCCUCACGGCUUGUUUGUACAUAGUUUUUAUAGCAAAAUCGUUGCGAGACGUGCUCCACAACCAAUUGCAGCUCGAUUGGGAUACGAGGGUUUAUAUUAUGCUGCUAUUGGUACCGUUGCUGAUUAUUAUUCAGGUUCGGAAGCUGAAACACUUGGUUCCGUUUACGGCGAUCGCUAGCUGCCUAAUUAUUUCGGCUAUAGGCAUCUCGUUAUAUUUUAUAUUCAGCGCUGAAAUUGAGCUGUCUACUAAAAGCAUGUGGCCGGAAUGGGCGAACAUACCGUCUUUUGUGAGCAUUGUCCUCUUUGCGAUUUCGGGAAUCAACACAGUUUUGCCAGUAGAGAACAAUAUGAAACACCCCAAACAUUUCCUCCGUCCUUUCGGCGUAAUGCAAAGCGCUUUUGGAUGUUUGACAGUUCUUUACGCCAUCACAGGGUUUUUCGGAUACGCGCAGUAUGGAUCUGACACCAAGGCUUCCAUCACCUUGAACCUUCCAAGUGACAAUGGUUGGGCGCAAACAACUCGACUGAUCUCCGCCAUGGGAGUGUUCGUUGCCUUGGGGUUCUCCCUCUACGUUCCACUGGAAAUUCUGUGGUCCCACUUUGAGAGCCGACUGUCGCCGAAGCGACAGAACUACGCCCAGAUAACGAUGCGAUCGCUUUUUGCCGUGGCAAUCAUUCUAACGGCUUUCGUUGUGCCGGAAAUCGAACCAUUCAUCGGAUUGCUGGGCUCUUUCGGCGCGGCAAUGCUUUCCAUACUGUUUCCGGUGUUCCUGGAUACGGUCUUUCGAUGGCCGAACGAUUUCGGGCGAUGGCGCUGGCAUCUGAUGAAGAAUGCUGUUUUAUUGUUGUUUGGACUAUUUGUGCUUAUUAUCGGGACGUAUUUUAGCAUUUUAAACAUCAUCAAAAUAUAUGAGUAAAUAAAGAAACUAAAAGUA